Molecule: messenger RNA, 5207 nt
Organism: Bombyx mandarina (wild silkworm)
Lineage: Eukaryota; Metazoa; Arthropoda; Insecta; Lepidoptera; Bombycidae
Gene: srl
Product: PGC-1 family member spargel
Biological process (GO): positive regulation of transcription by RNA polymerase II
Cellular component (GO): nucleus
Molecular function (GO): transcription factor binding; RNA binding
Source: RefSeq, a predicted model, not a curated record
UCUAGGUAUCAGAAGUCUGAACGCGUUAAUUUACUGCUCUAAAAUUGUAUGGCAGUAUAGUGAUGGGUGCGACUUCAUCGUCCCACCGGAGAUACGGUGUUCUUUUAUUAGUCAGCAAUACCUUUAUGUCAGUUUGACACUUUAGAUUUUGAACAGUAGCAACACAAAGAUUUUGCUGUCGUGAAGUUCGCAUGUGAUGUUUUGUGAAAAGUGUUGAUUUUUACGAAUAUACUUGUAUAAUUUUAGUGUGCUGUGUUUUAAAAGUGUUUAUAAACAUAUAAGUGUGAAUUCUGUGUUCUGUUUAGUGUGUUAUCGGCUUGUGAUUGCCGAAAAAAUAGUUACAUGGAUAAAGCAGUCAGUCGAGGUUGUAAGAUAUGGAGUCCCACAUACUGAACACAUAUCACCAGGCACGGUACCGGACGAUCGGUCACAAGGUGAUGAGAGCGAAGAGCGAUUCCCUUUCUUCAUCGGAGGGCAGCUAUAAUCACAACAGCCCGGACUAUUCUCGUAUCGCGGCCCAGCAUGGCGGUUACGCGGAUAGAACGCGCUCCGACGACAGCAACGUUGACGACUGGUGCCAGAAUCAGGUGAUAAACACAACACAAACAAGCCACGACACAACAUCUGAUGAAGAAAGCUCUCACGAUGAAGACCUUGAUGAUGAAGACAACAUUGUCGUGCAGGAAAUCAACGUGGAAGACGUUGACGUGGACGACGACGACGAAGAUGAUGAGGAGGCGAUAGCUCCAGGGUUAAGAAAUGUGCAUGCCGCAAUUGUAGGAAGCGAUGAUACGCUUGUUGAAGGACAUGAUUACGAUGUCAUCACGGUAUACACUGUCAACCCAGAUUUAGAUUUACUCGAAGCAUCAUCAGACGAAGAGAAAGAUUCUGAUAAUGCAAAUGAAAAUGAAACUGAGGCUGUGGAGGAAGAUAACAAUUACAAAGUUAACUUUGUACAACCAGCUACUGAUAUAAGGAGGCGUGUCAUGGACAUGUUGUCGACGCCAAUCGAAUCUAAUGUGGAAGAGUUUUUACUCAAGAACGGUAGCAUACUAAAUACAGACGAACCGGUCGUGAAUGAUGUCGAUGAAUAUUUCAUCAAAGAGAAACCACCGACGCCAAUACCUGAUGUUGAUGAGUUUUUUGUUAAAACCAAACCGGCGGAGUCGAUUCCUGAAAUAACACCUAACAUUGACGAAUUUCUUGUCAAAGAACCAAUUAAGAAAGAGCCUCUUCCUAAUGUGGACGAGUUUUUCGUCAAAACAGAGACAGUGGGAACGCCCGAAGCGACUGCAUCAGUUUCGAAGCCUGAGAACAAUGGAGACGUUUCCAUCAAUGAUUUGGAGGUGCUACCUAACAUUGAGGAAUUGAAGAGAUAUCUCCUAGAGGAUAUGUCUUAUGCUAAAUUCAGGAGUAUACAGAAAUCUUGCUCAGUCCCACAGUCACCCAUGCAGAGUAUAUUAGACAUAGACGAUACUAAAACAUGCCUAAGUUUUGAAGAUCUAAACUUAGACCUGUCGGAUCUCACUUUCGACAAUGAUAAAGACAAGUCUGAUCUUACCGACAAAAGCGAUGAUAUGCCACGUACGCUGACCGAUGAUGACAUAAACAGCUUCCUGAUCACAAGCAAAACGGAACACAAAGAAUCCGAGAGGUACGAAGAUGAUCUUAGUCAUCAGGAUAUGGAAAUCGAGAAACCGCUCGAGCCAAAAAUUGAACCUGCGAUUCCAAAAGUUAAAAUUGUAACAACAAAAAUUGAACCUCCAGUUAUUUUGAAGAGGAAGCCGGCGGCACCAGUACCCGUCGUCACACCAACUGUUCUAGAUUUUUGUAUAGAAAAAACUAAGAUAAAAAAGGAGGUGGAAUCAAAAAUCGAAGUUGACGAUUUCGUUGACGUCGAAUCGUGUAAUGAUUCUUCUAUACCAGUUUUGGAAGCCAACAACUUGAAUUCAUUGUUAGAACAAUUCGAGGCUACAGAGAAACUGAACACAAAGAAGAGGACAGUUGUUAAGGCUGAGGAGAAACCUAAAUCAUCGAAAUACAGCCUGACCAAUGGCAUGCGGCUGCAAGAUGCCGGUGUCCAGCUGAACAAGAACAAAAUGCGGCAAAUACUGAUGCCGUCGACCAUAAACAAGGUGAUAAGGUCUCCUAGUCCGGUUCACUCUGACCACGAUUACUGCUCUUCGAAAAAGCGACACAGUCUCCCUAGUGUGAGGGGCGGACAGAGUCUUCUCAAACCCGAGGUGCUGUCCAGCAACAGUCGAAUACUCAACUCGAGGCACAGGUCGUGCAAAAACAAAAAAGUAGUUUACCAUUUGAGCAGUGACGAGGAAACAGAAAAAAGUGACAAUAAACAAAAAAAAGUGACUAAUCAAAGUGACGACGUGAACUUGCGCAAAAAAGUCAUAAAGCAACCUAUAAAGUCGCCCGUUCAGUCUAAUUGCCGUAAAAAACUUUCGCCUCCACACGUUGUGCCCGAAGAAAGUGUCAAAGAUAAACAUAAAAAUACUGUGAUUUCUAAAAAAGCUUCAAAAGCUAGUGAUACUCCGAGUAGUCAAAAAACGAACGGUAGCAUUAAGUUAACAAUUAAAAAUAAAUCUGAAGUAAUAUUGAACUGUGAUUUUAAAGACUCUCAGAAAGAUAAAAACUUAGAAAAGUGUAAGUCUAGUGUUAGUGAUAAACAAUGUAACGAUGUUAGUAAAACUGUAAAUAUUAAGCAAGAAAAAAUUAAAGAAGUAGAUAGGCACGAAAACAAAAAAAUUAGUAACACAGAGACUGUGACUGUUAAGGAAGAAUCCCGUCCAAGAGAGGAACAUUUUUAUACAGCACUUUUUAGUAAUAAGCAAGAUGUCCAAGUACCUCAAGUGAUUCAAGUCAAAGCAGAGAAAAGGCCGUUUGACGAAGAGAUGACCAAAAUCGCGGAAGAGGCUGUCAAGAAGGAAUUGGAACAACCACUGAAGAAGAAAAAGCUAAAUCUGCAAGAGUAUAAAUUGCGGAGAGGCGUGAGUUCGAACAAUAGUUCGACGACGGUCAGUCCCGAGGCCAUAUUCCCGGACAUGCCGAGUCCGUCUUGCUUAGAUAAGCUGAAGUACGCUGUACCUCGGACACCUCCGAACACCAACAACACAAACACGCACAAAACGCAAAACGAAGCGCCCAAGAAAAUAUUCGAUCCUAUUAAAGAAGCGUCUAGAAAGAUACUCAUGAAUUCGAGAAAGCACAAAGCCGAGGCAAUGAGGAAGCGAGAUGAAGAUAUUGUCAUGAGUAAAAUUCCAAAAGUCGAUAUUCUUGAAUUGAAACCUCUGAUCAGUGAGGAUGAGAUGUUGCAAAUAUCUAAGAUGACUGCCCCUGAAGCAUUACCUGUGCCGGUAAAACCGCAACUAUCACCUAAUUACGAAGAGAUCAUUUUAGUCAGCGUCGGUGUUAAUACUGAUGAAAACGUAUUCAAAGAAAUGGACGCUGAAAAGAGGAUAAAAGCUGAAAAACGAAAAUCCAGUUCACCACCAAAAGGCUCGAAAUGUCUAAUUAACUUUAAAAUUAAGAAAUCUGAUCACGUCUUGAAGCAAAACGUUUUUGAUAGUGUGAAGAAAGACAAACGGAAUCUAAACGAUGAUUGCAAACACGAAUCAAAAAUCGACAAGGAUAGAUACAAAGACAUUACCGCGACAUUGAAAAGCGUCGAGAAACAAGUCGAAACUAAGAUAUCUAGUAAUUCGUUAUUUGCUAGUAUACAAGACGUGGUCAUGAAGAAGGCUCCAGGCGAUGUAGUUGAAAAGCCACAUGAAGUUAGACGCUGCAAAUCUAAAUCCCCACAGCACAAAGAACAAACAGUCGCCUCUGUGUCUAUAAUCCGUGACUAUGACCCCAAAGCUGAGCACGGAGAAGAUAAAGUUAUCUUACACUUGGUCAAAGGUAGAAGGAAACCAAAGUCUUCCAGUAGCAUAGUUCAAACCGAUCCGAUACCAGCCCAAAGUGAAUCAAUUACAGAUAACACAAACAGAAGGAGAAAUGACAGUGACAUGUCGGUGUCCAGUGAUAACAGCACUAAGAAGAAAGAAAAGACUGAUAUUGUCAAAUCUAGACCAGAUAGGAUAGAGAAAAAAGAUUCUAGACGUUCUAGGUCCAAAGAGAGAUACGACGCCAAACAUAGACGGAGAUCGAGGUCUAGGAGCAGGAGAAGGAGGCACAGAUCUAUAAGCAAGAGCAGAUCUCGUUCAAGAGGGAGAUACAAGCGCUUCAGACGUUCGGACUCACCUUAUACUGCCAAAGGCAGAUCAAGCUCCCGUAGACGGAGGUCACCAUCAGCUAAAAAAGAAAAACAAUUAAAAUCGGUAUCCAGACCGAGAAGUAGGUCGUUGACGCCAAUUAAAAGGCCAAAAUCGAGUCCUCAGAUUAAUAACAAUGUUAAUGAGAAAAAACUUAACUCGGCCACACCUCCACUUAGGAAAUCUACUGUGUCCGAAAGCUCUGAUUCUUCAUCUAGUUCAUCAUCAUCGUCUUCCAGCAGUUCGUCGAGUAGCUCUCGCAAGUCUGCAAACUCACCGCGCUCGUCCAGCACUUACAAACCAGACGAGAACUACACGAAGAAAGCUUACAGAAGCUACAGCUCUGAGGAUAGAGACAGCAAUACGCCCGUCGAAGAGAGACGGAUAGUGUUCGUCGGUAGGUUAGAGAAGGACAUAACGAAGUCUACCCUGCGGAGUCAGUUCGUUAAAUACGGACCGGUCAUUGAAGUCAGGCUUCACAGCAAAGAGGAUGGGUCUCGUUACGGGUUCGUGACGUACCAGAGGGCGAGGGACGCGUGGAGCGCGGUGGAGGCGGCCGCCGCCUUCCCUCAGUACGACGUGGGCUUCGGCGGCAGGAGGGCCUUCUGCAGACAGAGCUACGCCGACCUGGACGGACUCGAAGCUAAGUACACGGAGAGCGCGUUCCACGGUCAGGCCGCGAUCCCGGCGCGGCGCACCGACGACAUGUCCUUCGAGCAGAUGCUCCUCGAGAUGAAGAAGAAGCUGAGCCAGCGGAAGAGUGACAAGAAGCGCGGCGACGCCACCAAGCCUUGACGGUCGCCGCGGUCCACACUCCCCCGGACGAGUGCUCUGUGUGGCUCUGAGCCCUUUUCUUUUUUCCUACCUAAGCUGAGAGCCUUGAGAGGCUAUAUCAGCGUAACCUUAACUAGUAGGUGACCUCACGGGGCUCAAACCUGAUGA